Messenger RNA from Dama dama (fallow deer), 1760 nucleotides. It is a transcript of the gene WDR13, whose product is annotated as WD repeat domain 13. Bases 16 to 1671 code for a protein of 551 amino acids. NCBI's taxonomy places the organism in Eukaryota, Metazoa, Chordata, Mammalia, Artiodactyla, Cervidae. Gene Ontology annotation, molecular function: protein binding; promoter-specific chromatin binding. Gene Ontology annotation, cellular component: nucleus. The transcript has 10 exons. The record is from RefSeq and is a predicted model, not a curated record.
AGUGCCUGUUCCUUAAUGCGCCUGCGUGGUUUCUCCCACGCCCUGGGGAGGAUUCCUAUCGACUUGCUCCGCGCUCGGCGGCUCUUCCUGGCAGCAGGCGGCCAUCUUGCUGGAGCCUGCUCCCGCGGGCGGACACGCCGGAAGAGGAGGCCAGGGAAUGGCCGCGGUGUGGCAGCAGGUCUUAGCAGUAGACGCGAGUUGAUUGACUCCCUCUGUCCUGUGCCUGCUGCCCGCCUUGCCUCCUGCCAUCGCAGGUACAACGCGUACCGCACACCAACGUUUCCACAGUUUCGGACGCAAUAUAUCCGACGGCGCAGCCAGCUACUGCGAGAGAAUGCCAAAGCUGGGCACCCUCCAGCAUUGCGUCGGCAGUACCUGAGGCUGCGUGGGCAGCUGCUGGGCCAGCGUUACGGGCCCCUCUCUGAGCCAGGCAGUGCCCGUGCCUAUAGCAACAGCAUCGUCCGCAGCAGCCGCACUACCCUUGACCGCAUGGAGGACUUCGAAGAUGAUCCUCGGGCCCUGGGGGCCCGUGGGCACCGCCGCUCUGUCAGCCGAGGCUCCUACCAACUGCAAGCACAGAUGAACCGUGCUGUCUAUGAGGACAGGCCCCCAGGCAGCGUGGUGCCCACCUCAGCGGCAGAAGCAAGUCGAGCCAUGGCUGGGGACACAUCGCUGAGCGAGAACUAUGCCUUUGCAGGCAUGUACCAUGUUUUUGACCAGCACGUGGAUGAGGCAGUCCCCAGGGUGCGCUUCGCCAAUGAUGACCGGCACCGCCUGGCCUGUUGCUCACUUGAUGGCAGCAUCUCACUGUGCCAGCUGGUACCUGCCCCGCCCACCGUGCUCCGAGUGCUGCGGGGCCACACCCGCGGGGUCUCCGACUUUGCCUGGUCUCUCUCCAAUGACAUCCUUGUGUCCACCUCCCUUGAUGCCACCAUGCGCAUCUGGGCCUCUGAGGAUGGCCGCUGCAUCCGGGAGAUCCCUGACCCUGACGGCGCCGAACUGCUCUGCUGCACCUUCCAGCCGGUCAACAACAACCUUACCGUGGUGGGGAAUGCCAAGCACAAUGUGCACGUCAUGAACAUCUCCACGGGCAAGAAAGUGAAGGGUGGUUCCAGCAAGCUGACGGGCCGCGUCCUCGCUCUGUCCUUUGAUGCCCCUGGCCGACUUCUCUGGGCGGGUGAUGACCGCGGCAGUGUUUUCUCCUUCCUCUUUGACAUGGCCACAGGGAAGCUGACCAAAGCCAAGCGUCUGGUGGUGCACGAGGGCAGCCCCGUGACCAGCAUCUCUGCCCGCUCCUGGGUCAGCCGUGAGGCCCGGGACCCCUCACUACUCAUCAAUGCUUGCCUCAACAAGCUGCUGCUCUACAGAGUGGUGGACAAUGAGGGGACCCUGCAGCUGAAGAGAAGCUUCCCCAUUGAGCAGAGCUCACACCCUGUGCGCAGUAUCUUCUGCCCUCUCAUGUCCUUCCGCCAGGGGGCCUGUGUGGUGACUGGCAGUGAGGACAUGUGCGUGCAUUUCUUUGACGUGGAGCGGGCAGCCAAGGCCGCCGUCAACAAGCUGCAGGGCCACAGUGCGCCCGUGCUGGAUGUCAGCUUUAACUGUGAUGAGAGCCUGCUGGCUUCAAGCGACGCUAGUGGCAUGGUUAUCGUCUGGAGGCGGGAGCAGAAGUAGGAGACUUCCAGCCUUGCUACCGUUCACCUUCCCACCCACCUCCUGCCCCAGUCUUGUAUUUGUAAAUAAAGUUCCUGUGGUUGUGCCGA